Schistocerca serialis cubense is the source of this 4185-nucleotide messenger RNA. It is a transcript of the gene Syn, whose product is annotated as synapsin. Gene Ontology annotation, biological process: neurotransmitter secretion. Gene Ontology annotation, cellular component: synaptic vesicle membrane; synaptic vesicle. Bases 381 to 1514 code for a protein of 377 amino acids. Lineage: Eukaryota; Metazoa; Arthropoda; Insecta; Orthoptera; Acrididae. Gene Ontology annotation, molecular function: ATP binding; metal ion binding. The record is from RefSeq and is a predicted model, not a curated record. The transcript has 9 exons.
CGGCGCAGUCGCAGAGCGGCGGAGACCUGUCGCUCAACCUGCGCACCGGGCCGCGCACCACCAGCGCGCCAUCCUCGCCCGCCAAGACGCGCGAAUCGCUACUGCAGCGCGUCCAGAGCCUCACCGGCGUCGCCAGGGACCAGGGCGCCAGCAUACUAGGCGCGGCGGUGUCAGGCGCUGGCGCAGUGUCCGGGGCCAGGCCGGCCUACAACAAGGACCGCUGCUUCACGCUGCUCGUCAUCGAUGACCAGAACACUGACUGGUCCAAGUACUUCCGCGGCCGACGGCUGCACGGCGACUACGACAUCCGCGUGGAGCAGGCGGAGUUCCGCGAGCUGUCGCUGGUGGCUGGCGGCGAGCAGGGCGCCGCCACGGUCAGCAUGGCGGUCUUCCGCAACGGCACGCGCGUCGCGCGCUCCUUCCGGCCCGACUUCGCCCUCGUGCGCCAGAACCUGCGCGACGCCGCCGAGGACCACAAGAACCUGCUGCUCGGUCUCAAGUUCGGCGGCGUGCCCUCAGUCAACUCGCUGCACGCCGUCUACAACUUCCAGGACAAGCCGUGGGUGUUCGCACAUCUGAUGCAGCUGCAGCGCCGCCUGGGAAAGGAGAACUUCCCGCUGAUCGAGCAGACCUUCUACCCCAACUACAAGGAGAUGCUGAGCUCGACGCGCUUCCCGGUGGUCUUCAAGAUCGGCCACGCCCACGGCGGCCUGGGCAAGGUCAAGGUGGACACCAACAGCGACUUCCAGGACAUGGCGAGCGUGGUGGCCGUCGCGGGUACUUACUGCACCGUCGAGCCCUACGUAGACUCCAAGUACGACAUCCACGUGCAGAAGAUCGGGCCCAACUACAAGGCCUUCAUGCGCAAGAGCAUAUCCGGCAACUGGAAGACGAACACGGGCUCGGCGAUGCUGGAGCAGAUCCAGAUGACAGACCGGUACCGCAUGUGGGUGGACGAGGUGUCUGAGCUGUUCGGCGGGCUGGACAUCUGCGCGCUGGAGAUCAUUGUGGCCAAGGACGGCCGCGAGUUCAUCAUCGAGGUGAACGACAGCGCGCUGUCACUGAUGGGCGACUCGCAGGAGGAAGACCGCCGCCACAUUGCCGAGCUAGUCGCACACCGCAUGCAGCAACUUUGUACCACUUUACCAACUCGUAACACACCACAGACACAGUGCAGACCCCCAAUGACAAAGACAACUUCGCGGUCAUCAGUAACAAGUAUAUCAGGGCAGCCUGGACAGGGAACAACCACAGGAAGCACAAUUCCUUCUCCAACUGGUGAUGAGCGACCUGUAUUUCCUGGAGAGGCAGGAUCACCACUACCACCAGUUCGCCGUGAUUCUCAAGCGUCGCAGUCGAGUUCUGUGAGCAGUGCACCGAGUGUUGGACGACGACAGGAAGACACCUCUAGAUCUGUCUUUGGGCGUCAGGGUUCCACACAGAAUGGUGAGGAUACUGAAGACACAAUGAAAAACUUGAGGAAAACAUUUGCAGGAAUAUUUGGUGACAUGUAGACAUAGCUUCUAUAAUUUAUGUAGAAUAGAGAAUGGAUGUGCAGUUGCAAGGUUGCUAAUGACAUGAAAUGAAAAGUAUGGUUUGGUGGCAGUAUUACAAAUAAAUUUAUGUAAUGUUCUCAUUUUGACAUUUUGGUUGAAUUGAUUAUGAUCCAAUAACAUUGUUUUCCAUGAGUAUAGUGACAAUGAAAUUUCACAAUACAUGAGAAAAAUGGUAUUUAUUUGAAUUCAUUACUGAAAUUAUUUAUGAUUUGAUUAAUCUCUGCACAUACUAAGAGGUGUACUCAGCAACUUGUAUGAUUUUUUUAUGCAUUAAAUAUGAUGUUUAUGAUUUUUUUGUACGAAAUAUGAUGUUUGUCUAGAAGGAUAAAUAAUUUCAGAUUAUACUGAAAUAAUUUUAGAGUGCUCCUAGUAACUCCAUUUGACCAACCCAAGAGAGUGGGUGCAGUACCACUAACAGAAAAAAUACCAGUUCAAGAUCUAACACAAAUUUACUGAAGUCAGCAUGUCUCUCCUUUUUCCUAUUUUUUUCCUAUUUGGAAUCUACUUAUAGUCAGCCUAUACAUAGUCAGAAAAACCAUACAUUUAUUACCAAUGUGUUUGCACAGUGAUGUGAACAAGCACAGCUAGUAAUCGUUGUUCAAAGACUUGCUGGCUUAUGCCACCUGCUCACAGUUGUUAAAUGCAUAUUAAAUUUCAUUCAAUGAGUCAUCGAAUACAAGAACAUUUUAUAAUAGUUUUACAGAAUAAUUCAUGUUGAAAAUUUUUUAAAAAGUCUAAAUAAUGUGUUGUUUUAAAAAAUGAAGAAAGUUGUACAACUUUUGAAAUGCCCUAAUGGUAGCUACACUAAUUUGUAAAAAAGCUUAAAUACAUAAAUAUUUUAACAGAUAUGUUGGCUUAGUUAUGAAGGUAUUCAUUUAAAGAUAAUUUAUUUUGAAAUAUGGCAUCGUUUUAGGUACUAUGUUCUUCUCAAGUAGGUAGAGUAUGCUCCUAGUUAAUCUUUUGAUACUGAUAGGAGAUCGUUGAUGAACAAUAUCUUUUAUUAUUUUUAAGAAGACAUUUGCUGUGUGAAGUAGUGCAGAAAUGACUAGUGUAUCUGUUCAGUAGGCAGUUGCAAUAAGUAGAAAUGUGUCAAGGUUAUAAAUAAUUGCCAUGAGUGUACUUGUGUUGUUGUGCAAACCAUGUUGUGAUAAAUGAUAAUAUUAUAAUAGUUAGUAUAGUGAUCAAAUGGAUAUGUGGUGUGUGAUUCACAAAAAUAUUGGUUUGGGUGAAUUGUUAUUUUUAUCGUUGUACUGUUAAAAUUCCAAAUAUGUGUAAGUGUACUUAUAAUGCAUCUAUUUUGUUGCAUAUGAUGUUACAAUGGAUGAAAUGUGUUUCAUUAUUGCAUGGGUGUUUCUGUAAACAUUGAUACUGUUAUAAAAAAACUUGAAAUGUAGUUAGAAAGCAAGAUUAUAGCAAUACAUAUACUACAUGUUAUAAAUGCACAUGCUGAAAAUACUGUGUGUAUAUAAUGCUUUACAAUUUGUGGAUUAAACCAGGUGUUCUCAGAAAGGUUAGUGCCCACUACUUCUUUUGAGCUCUAGAAUACAAUGUAGUAAAUUUUCAUCAGAUUCCUGUUGAACACAAUGGAAAUAUUGUUAACAUGUAAAAUUACUGUAAACAAUUAUACAGGAACACAAUAACCAUACUACAGUGUUCAGUUAAUAUCACUUUAAUACAAUUAUCCAAAAGAUUUUCAGUGAAAUAACAAUAACAAUCUGCCUUACAUUUAAUCAUUAAUAUAUCAUAAUAAACAAAAAUAAAAAUUUAUCGAAUAAAUGAGUAAGUAAAGUAUUUGCUAAUGGUUUUUAAAAAUAAUGCAGAUGCAGCUGUGUAUCAUAAUUCUUUGGAUUUGCGAACAUUGUGUAGCAUAAAUGGCUUUGUUAAAAAUGAAAAUAGGUUUCUAUUAAAUACUAAUAAGCAUACUGAAGACAUUGUUGUACGGUGAAAUAAUGAAGGUACAUUGUACAGUGGAUUUACGUCGUUAUAUUAUUAUUUGUAGUGAGUCAUAAUUAAGGCUUAAAAAUCACAAUUCCUAAUAUAUGGGUUCAUGCUGUCUUAUUUUAAUACAAACAGCAACAGGGAUUUUGUUUGUAUCUAGCUGUUGUUUUUAAAUAUGUUAGAAAAAACAUUUAAUUUUUUGUUGAAUCAAGCUGGACCUAAUACUUAAAAUAUAGUAUUGGGUAAUUUUAAAUAUAUUGUGUAAAUAACACUGAAAGACUCAAAGUUCUGAGACAUAUAACUGAAAGUUUGUUUAAUGGAUUUGUUGUUGUUCUCAUAUUAUAUACAGUUUAUUUAUUACAUACUGAAUUAAAAUUGUACUACUUUGAAUUUUAGAGAGAAAUGAGAUACUAUGUAAUUUCACUUUUAAUUACUAUUUUCUGAAACUUAUAAAAAAAUCUAUCACAUUUAUGAUUUCCCUCAAAUACCUAUUUAUUGUCAGUUACACAUGUUCAUAAAAUUUGUUUAUUUUGAACUCAUCAGGUGACACAUAUAAAUGGUCCAGUAUUUAAUCACUACACGUAUUUGUUUUCCUUACAAAAAAGAUGUCUUAUAGCUCCUGAGUAUAAAAAUUUAAGCAUGAAUUCUGCCAUUCAUCUCAAUGUAACAAAUAUAAGAAUUAACUCUGUGU